Molecule: messenger RNA, 651 nt
Organism: Caenorhabditis sp. 36 PRJEB53466
Lineage: Eukaryota; Metazoa; Nematoda; Chromadorea; Rhabditida; Rhabditidae
Source: the annotation of a GenBank genome assembly
AUGGCCGUUCUUCAGACCUACAAGGAGUUGUACGCUUUUCGAAAACAUUAUAUCUUCUUUAUAUGCACUACUUUUUUGAUAAGCAAGAUAUCAACGUGGGUCCGCUGCGCGGACCGAGCUGACACUCGGAAGCAGCUUGGCCGCUAGUUUUUUCUUCUAACCGUUCGAAAAUUCACGUGUUGAUUUCUAAUUUUGUCCGUCACAACGUUUUCCGUUUUAGAAGUGAAACGUAUGCGGACAAACCUUGCAAGAAACAAAAAAAAAACAAAUAAGUAAACAAAGGGACAGGCUCCUCAAGACUUUUAUUAAUAAGAAUGAUAUUAUUUUGCAGCCAACGCUUGACUCCCAAGUUCUGGUGGGACUUCGGUCUCCAUGAUAUGCCACUCGGAGUGUUUCGCGCAGUCAUCAAGAAGCAGUUCACCAAGAAUGGAAAUCUGACUGAUGUUCGCGUCAUCGACCGACUUGUUGGGGAGACGCAUCAAGUGAGCGAUAUAAUUCCAAAAUUCCAAAUUUAACGCUUUUUUUUAGCACAUGAAGUCUAUUCGCUACGCGUUUUACAACCCCGAUCACGUUCGCAACUACUUGUUCGCCGAAAACGUCGAAGCCAAGCCGAAAGACUUCCUGUCAAAGUUCCUCAACGGAAAGGAGUAA